This is a messenger RNA of Aspergillus heteromorphus CBS 117.55, 3373 nucleotides long. RefSeq lists its product as uncharacterized. Bases 389 to 3040 code for a protein of 883 amino acids. The transcript is spliced from 2 exons. Lineage: Eukaryota; Fungi; Ascomycota; Eurotiomycetes; Eurotiales; Aspergillaceae. The record is from RefSeq and is a predicted model, not a curated record.
CCCUGAUUCGCGUGUCACGUCUCAAACUCUCCCUCACCCCCCCCCGUGUCCUCGCAUUUCCGCCCUCGCGCCGCUGUAUGCGCCCGGAUCGAUCCUCCCUAGUUGCAGCAAGCGCACCACCAUCCUUCCAGCCCCCGUAACUAUUGGCGCAUCCGCUUCGGAGAUCCAGGAACACUCGAUCACCGACUGCUGGGUUCCCCCCUCUCCUGGAUCACUACUUCUCUCCCCGCGAUAUCUCAAUUUCUGUGCCGGGUUCCAAUUCCCCGUCGCGUCUAAUAUUUCAAGAUCAGAUCCCAAAUUGCCUCGGAAAAAAAUACAGAGGGCAGAAAAAAAGGGCCCUUGAUCCUCGCGUUAAAGAAGUCUCGGACAACGGCGCGUUCCCGAGGCCAUGAGUGCAGACGAAGGCGGAGGGACGGCCUCAGUGCCGACCACCAACGGCGAACAGCCUCAAAACACACCAGAGCCCUCGACCCUGGCGACUCCCGGCAAGCGAAAGCGUGUUUCGAGCCACGAUGAUAAGGUCGCCCAGGAUGCUGGGGCUUCUGCCGUGCAAGCGCAAGAAAAAGCAAAAUUACAGGAGACGCUGCGUAACCUGGUCGAGAUAUUGAGCAAGAACGACACCGAUCUCCAUCUCCUAUCAUGCCCGUUACCGCUGUCGCCCGCGAAGCCGCGCUCGAAACGCGCCAAGAUGUCGGGGGACAAGGACGAAAGUUCAAGCAUACAAGUACGGGUUGCGUCGGAUCGCUAUAACAGCUUGUCGGAGUUCUUGAGCGACAUUGAGAAGGCGUCAGCCGCGGUGAUUGAACGGAACAAAGCCCAAGCGACCGUCGCUCCGGCCGAUGGAACGCCUUUGACGGAGACGGUCAACCGCAUCGCGGCAUUCAAGAAGCAGCUGAACAGCCUGGUCCGCCAGGCGCACGUGAGCCAAUCGAACAUCAAGACAGAGGCAUCGGAAGAGGAUGGAGAAGCCCCGGCGAAGUCUCCCCCUGCCGCUGUGGAGACCCGGAGUGAAGGCCUGUCGCUGACACUAUUUGGCAAUCCCGCAAACCCCAAACAGCUCUACUCGAGCUUGCAGAAGACCGUCAAGGUCCCGCUGUCUUCCGACGAACCUGGGGCGGACAAAUUCGUGGAGGUGCAAGCGCCUUUGCCCGAGGUUGGCUUGCCCAACGGGAUCACUACCACCAAGGUGCAGUUGUUUGAUGCCGAGGCUGCGACCAAGGGACCUAAGAGGACUUUCGGCGAGGUGUUCGCUCCGCGCUCAACUCUGCCGCAGUUGGAAGCACCGCGCAAGGCCAGGGCUUCCACGCGCAACACAACAAACGGCUGGAUCGACCCGUUCGAGGCUAUCACGGACUACAAGGCGUUUCUGGGGGAUAGAAACAACUACUGCCUUGCGCCUCUCCCUUCGGGGCAAUGGCUCCAGUACGGCGGGGUCACCUCGUCCCCGUCCUCUUACAACCGUCGACCAAAGCAGCAGUCUUCUCAGCAGCCGGGGGAGGAGCUAAUCAACGAUGACCCUGCUUUGGGGCCAGAUGAAGAUGCCGCGCUCCUGCAGGGAGUGUACUCGUCAUUUGCGCCUUCGUUUGAUAGUUCCGGCUCCGUUGUGCAAGUCGACUCGAAGAACUUGGUGUGGUGGAGUAAGCGCGGUGCAAGACGGCUGCAUACGCUGGUCUCAAUUCCUCUGCUGGAAGAAGCGAAGGAGGGGUCUUCAACAGUGCAACCGGGAAAUAUCGGCGAACUGGACGAGAGCACCCUCGAGGAGAUGGUGAAGACGUUCAACCCGGAGGACUUCACGGACAACGUCUUUCACACCGAUAAGACCAGCGAAGGGGAAGAGGGCGGAGAGUCACGAGAGAUGAGCGAGGUACUAGGCGAAGUGUCGGAGCUGCUGGAAACGCUCAGUUCAUACCAGAGAAUCCGAAAUCUCGAGCCCGUACGCCCGACGACUCAAAGUACCGGCCCCAAAGAAACGACCCCCGAGAACAGUGGAUCCGAUACUCCAUCAGAGGCAGAACAAAUGGUCUAUGAAACGCUCAAGUCGAGUCUGGCGACUGUGGUCUCAACGCUGCCGCCGUACGCGGUGGCCAAGUUGGACGGCAACCAAUUGGCAGACCUGAACAUCAGCCAGAAGAUCCUGAUCGAGAACCCGGACUACUCGGGCACGAUGGAGAAGGAUGACUACGCGCUGCAGCAGGAACGCGCGAUGGCCAUGGGGAUGCCGGGUGGUGCCAACCGGACGUCGACGCCGUCGCGCACAGGGAGUUUCCAGGCGCCGCCGCCCUACAACCAACGCGCCUAUACCGCCAACGCCGCCAAUCCCCGGCCGCCGCCUCAGGCCCCCCCGUUCCAGGCGCCGCAGCCUUACUAUCCGGGCCGCCAGAACUCGGCCUCGGCGCCUUACACCCCAGGCGGCGCGCAGUCGUUUGGAGGGGCGCGUCCGCCGUCGACCCCCCAGCCGAGGCCCGGCUACUUCCCCGCGUAUGCCCAAGUCACCCCCUACAACGCUGGCAACACCGUCCCGCAAUACCAGCGCCCCGGCCAGAACGGCUACCACCCAUACCCAGCACAGCAGGGGUCACCGCAGCCCUACACCCCACGCCCCGGCCAACCCGCGCCCUACAACGCGUCCUACGCAGCCGGAGCCGGGGCCGGGGCCGGGGCCGGACGCAGUGCCUCUCCUCAGAAACCCCCUGCCUACGCGACCCCCCGAGGCUCGUACAUCCCCCCGGGCUCGGCUAACCCUCAGCAGCGCUACGUGCCGCAACAACAACCUGGCCAGCAACCUCCCCCGUACGGGAACUACCCAUCCAACCAAGCCCCCCCGCCAUCCGGAGGCUACUCCAACUCGGCUGCCGCAAUGACCUACGCACGCAGUGCCGCCGAGCAGGCCAUCAUGAUGGAGCGCAACAAGGCCCAGCUAGCCGCCGCAGCCCAACACCGGCCCAGUUCCGCCACCCCACAGCCAGUGGGCGAAGGAACCCUCUCUCAAGAUCGAAGCGUAACACCGGGGGGCAAACCAAACGGGACACCAAUAUCGUGACGAACCGAGCGGAUGAGAUUACGGUUGAGAUGUAGGGAUAUGCCUUUUUUUUUUGUCUCCUCGUUUUUCUUUCUUUCUCUUCCUUUUCUUCUCUCAAACCCUUCUAUAUUCUUCCCUCCUGUCUACACUAUACCAUUGUUUCCCCGGAAGGCGGCGCUUUUUAGAAAGAAAAAAAAAUACUCAGUCAGAAAACUCGACCAAAAAAAAUAAUGAUGUCCUCGAAGACAGAGGUUCUUUGGAUAAUGGAUGAUGAUGAUACCUUUAUUGUUGUGUUCUUCGCCCUUCCUCCGUUUCUUCUUCUUAUUAUCCCUUUCAUCCUUCUCCCCUUCUUUC